Beta vulgaris subsp. vulgaris (sugar beet) is the source of this 3577-nucleotide messenger RNA. RefSeq lists its product as hypothetical. The transcript has 5 exons. The record is from RefSeq and is a predicted model, not a curated record. Bases 481 to 3084 code for a protein of 867 amino acids. Lineage: Eukaryota; Viridiplantae; Streptophyta; Magnoliopsida; Caryophyllales; Amaranthaceae. Gene Ontology annotation, biological process: regulation of defense response to fungus.
AUUAUUCUCAGUGAAAACUUUAUCUGUUGAUGUGAAAGACCGCAAGAAUGGCAAAAAGAAUCCCAACCCACAAUAUUUCCUCAAUUGCAACACCCACAAAAAAGCAAAGGGUCCCUCAAUUUUUUUUAUUUUUUUUAUUUUGUUUUUCCCUCUUUUUUCCACUUAAUUUUUGCUUCUUUGAAUUCCCCAAAAUUUGACAAUAGUACAAAACAGAACAACAAUUUCAUGUAACUUUCACUUCUGGGUUUCUGUAUUUUCCUCUCCUUUAAUUUGGUGCCUCUUUAAUGUAUGUUGGGUCAAUUUCUUGUUACCAAGUUUUCACAUUUCUCCCAAAAAUAUUAAGAUAAAAUUGGAAAUCUAGAAAUUUGUCCUUUUUUUCUUGUCAAAAAGAGGUUAUUUGGUUUAGUUUUUGUUUGUUCUUUUAGAUCAAUGAUGUUACAUUAGUUUUUGUAAUUUUUUGGGUUGAAAAGAUCCCAGAAAAUGGCUGUUGAAUCCUCCAAACUAAGGUUAGUUCGUUGUCCCAAGUGUGAAAAUUUACUUCCUGAGCUCCCUGAUUACUCUGUCUAUCAGUGUGGUGGCUGUGGUGCAGUUUUAAGAGCAAAGAAAGUUAAUUCAGAAGCUGGUAAUGAGGCACAUAAGUCCACUGAGGAGAUAGUUGGGGUGGUUUCUGACAAAUCUGAGAAUUUUUUGGGGAAAUCAGAUAAAAUAUUGGGGAAAGGGACUGUUUCUGGGGUUGAGAAUGGUGAGAGUAGGGUGAGUAAUGGUGAAGGGAGUAAUGGAGUUGUUGAAAAUUCUGGGAAUGAUUCUAAGAGAGAAAUUGGUGCUUGGGAUGUUGAGAAUGGAAAUUCUAGUAAAAGUGAAAUGGGUAAUGGCAAUUUGGAAGCUAAAGUAGAUAAGUUAGAGACUGCAGGUGGUAAUGUAGAUGGUUUGAGGAGAUCGAGUCGAGUGUUUGAGCGUAAAUCAAGUGAUAUAGGGGCGGGGGAGCGAUUUGGGAGGAUUAGACGAGAUUAUUUUGAAGGGGUGAGGUCUUCAAGUUCAAAUCAUUUGGGUGACUCUUCCAAGUAUAACUUGGAUUCUGUCUAUCGAGAUGAAGCAAGUCGAGUUACAAGAGCGGAGCUUAUUGAACAUGACCGAGAGGAGCUUUUGAGAAAGUUGGAUGAAUUGAAGGAUCAACUUAGUAGGGUUAACAAUGUGAAUGACAAGUUCCAUGAGAAACCUCCACUGGAGCACAGGAUGGCUUCUGUGGAGCCUUGUGUUGAACCCGUGGAUUGUUUUCGUGAUCAUCCCUCUAGCUUCCACCAAGGUUCAAGACAAUAUUCUUCUCCUAAUAAACAUGUUGCUGGACCACCCUACUUUGAGCAUUAUCAUGAGCGUUUUCCAGCUACCCAUAAUUACCACAGCUCAUUAAGCAGCUCAAAUCAUGUCCCUAGGUAUGAAGAUGCAUUUGAAGCUCAAAUACUCCGGAGACCUCCUCCACAACGAAUCCCAAGUCACCAUCAAUAUAUGGGUCCUGAGCUAGACUCCUUUGAGUCUCAUCCAUAUGGUAUGGCUUCCAAUCAUCAUCCGUGUUCUUGCUAUAGAUGUUAUGAACGACAACUGCAAGCUCCUAUGCAAAUCCCACCACCACCCUUUGCAAAUAGAAGGUUUCCUCAUGUUGCGAACAAGUCCAUGUCAUGCCAUCGUGAACUUCAAGGGGCUUUCGGUUCACAUGGGUAUAAUUCUAGGAUAGUUGAUCCACAACCUCACACAAGGUGGCCAAGUGAGCUUAGUGUUGAAACAGGGAGCUUAUCUCGUGGUCGUCCUCAAAGGGUGGUUCUACCUAGUGGACAUCGUUACCGUCCUGUAGCAGGUGGUGCUCCAUUUGUAACAUGUCACAAUUGCUUUGAGGUACUAAAGUUGCCUAAAAAGGUGUUUUGCAAGAAGGAUGAGUGGCAAAUAUCUUGUGGAGCAUGCUCUACUAUAAUCUCUUUCACAGUUACAGAUGAAAAACUUGUACCUGUUGACACAUCGGUGAAGCAAACAACCUCUGAAGCUUUUGACAAAUCCAAUGGGGUGGGUCAUGGAAAUAAUGCAAGCUUUUGCUCCGAGGAUUAUGCUAACUCGGUUUAUGAUUUUCAAGCAAUGGAUAGAGAACCUGUUUCCUCAUCAACUUGCCGGGGUGUAAGCUCCAGCAAGUCUGAUGAAAUGCACAACCUUCACUCAGUUUCUGUUACUACUUCCGAGGAUGAACAUUUUUCAGAUGAUUUGGUUGUUAAGAAAGGAGUUACCUCCACAAACAUCCCACCCGAAAAAGUUGCAUCUUCGCCUUCUCCCCCGGGUUCACCUCUUAAAGAUCCUUUUGAUUACACAUCCAAAUAUCGUGGAAUAAACCGUUACGGAAAUGGAAAUCUGAGUAGUCGCUCAGACCAAGAGAGGAUUAUUACAAACAAGAGUGCUGUUCGGCAGAAUUCCUUGAAGGAGUCACUGGCAACUGAGAUGGAGAUAUCACCUAAUGCUUACAGAAGCGAUGUAGGGCCACAAGACUCUGCAGAUAAAACCAGAGAAGACAAUAACCCAAAAAUUAAGAGAGGGGUAGAUUCAUUUUUAUCAGGAAUUAUUAAGAAAAGCUUCCGAGAUUUUUCUAAAUCCAAUCAAACUAUGGAAAGUGGAAAACGAAAUGUUACAGUUAAUGGGCAUCUAAUACCAGAUAAAUUGGUCAAGAAGGCAGAAAAGAUGGCAGGUCCAAUAUACCCUGGACAAUACUGGUACGACUACCGAGCUGGUUUUUGGGGUGUGAUGGGUGGGCCUUGUCUUGGCAUUAUACCUCCAUUUAUUGAAGAGUUCAAUCAUCGGAUCCCAGAGAAUUGUGCUGGGGGGAACACUGGUGUGUUUGUUAAUGGUAGAGAGCUUCAUCAAAAAGAUUUGGAUUUGCUUACUAUCAGAGGACUUCCAGAUGCUAGAGAUAGAUCGUACAUUGUUGAGAUCUCUGGCCGAGUUGUGGAUGAAGACUCUGGUCAAGAGCUUGACAGCCUUGGUAAACUUGCCCCAACGAUUGAAAAGGUGAAGCAUGGUUUUGGAAUGAGAGUCCCAAAAACUGUGUCCUAGCCUCCUAAGGUUCUAACCUUGCAUGCAUAAAAACACAAGCUCACCCAAACGCUCCCGUUUGCUAGAGUUUGAGCUCGCAAUCGCCUUCGUGUUUAUCAUUGGUUUGUCCGUCAUAUGCAAAGAUUUUUCAUCGGUGGCUUUGCUUUGUUUGGAGAGGUUUAGUUGCCUCGAAAGGGUUGUAUACAGGGAUUGUUGUGUCUUUCGGUAUUAUCUAUGUAAUAUCAAUUAGUGGAGGUAAUUUGUAUCGUUGUAUAUCUUUUAGAUGUGCUGUUAGAGUGUCGGCCUUAAUCCAGUUAGUAUAUUUCUUGCCAUGAAAUGAUGAAAAAGUUGAGAAUGUUGUAUCAUGUUAGAUAUAAAGGGCGUUGGUGGAUAAAUGUCACAAAUUGCUAUAUCUCUUGUAACUUUCUUUCCUCGUAUAUGCUUCUUUGUAAUGUCUUCAAGAAAUUGUGAUGAAUUUAGAGGCAACGAUUGCAAAUUCUUUAACAAGUAUCAA